CAUCCCUGGGCGGGACGCAUCUCCCUGGGCUGUUAUCAGUCCCAGAGUCCACAGGACGCUCCCCGGGUUAACGUGUAACCGCACGCCCGCCCUCCACCCCCAAAGCCACUGGUGCCCGGGCUCCAGCCACUCUGUGGGGGGGUCUCAGGCUGUCAUGGACGUCCGGAAAGAGGGGCCGCCCCGCAACGCUCGCUCCUCGGCCCAACAGCCGCACCUGGGCAGCCUGAGCCCCUUCCUCCUCACCUGCACCGCCUACUUCCUCCUCUGGAUCCCUGAGGACCCGCCGUCCAGGGUGGGCGCCCUGGUCAAGUGCCUGCCGGUGCUGAGCCUGGUGGGGCUCCUGCGGGCCGGCCCCGGGGGGCGCUCCAGCCUCCGCCUGCAGGUGGCCCUGCUCCUCUCGGCCCUCGGGGAUGCCUGCCUCAUCUGGCCCGAGAGCUUCCUCUAUGGCGCCCUCUCCUUCGGCCUGGCCCAGCUGCUGUACGCCUGCGCCUUCGGGUUCAGUCCCCUGCGGCCCGGCCUCCUGCUGCCCAUCGUCCUGGCCUCCCUCCCGUUCUCCGGUCUCCUGCUGCUGCACCUCCCGCCAGACCUGGUGCUGCCCCUGUCGGCCUACGCGCUGGCCCUGUCCACCAUGCUGUGGCGCGGCCUGGCCCGGGGCGGGAGCGCCCGCUGGGGCGCCCUGCUCUUCACCGCCUCCGACUCCCUGCUGUCCUGGCACACCUUCAUCCGGCCGCUGGCCCACGGCCGCCUGCUGAUCAUGGCCACCUACUACGCCGCCCAGCUGCUCAUCACCCUGUCGGCCUUCCAGAGCCCCAAGCUCAAGACCCACUGAUCAGGAGCCCCGACGGGCCGGCGUCCGCCCACUCCGCUCCUGCAGGGACCCGGGCCUUCCAGCCGGGCCUUCCAGC
Messenger RNA from Eptesicus fuscus (big brown bat), 905 nucleotides. Its product is annotated as lysoplasmalogenase-like. The transcript has 3 exons. The record is from RefSeq and is a predicted model, not a curated record. The coding region runs from base 155 to 829 and encodes 224 amino acids. Gene Ontology annotation, cellular component: membrane. NCBI's taxonomy places the organism in Eukaryota, Metazoa, Chordata, Mammalia, Chiroptera, Vespertilionidae.